CAAGACAGUUUUCCUGGCCCAAUGUGUUUGUGGUCCCUAAAUUCACAAAUGACAUGGAAUUGGAACUCCAGCAGAAAAACGCAGAAUAUGAAGCAAAUGGCACACUCUUCAAGCCUGGCAUUAAACUGAAAGGAGUCAUCCUUGAUGGAUUAGCUCAAGAAAUGCUGAAAUACACAAAAUAUCCUAAAGACGAUCAAUGUGAAGAGGUGGCAGCAGCAGUGACAAGGACCCAUCCUUGUUUAGGGCAGCUAGGAUCUAAGACAGGAUUCUGGGGAUGGAAACAAUCUCUGAUUGGGUGGCUUGGCAAUCCUGAAAUCCGUGUGAAUUUGUUAAAGCACAAACAAGAAGGCCAAGGAAAAACUGCUGCCAUCAUCAAAAAACCAAGAAAGGCCGAGGUCUGUUAUGUCCCUUUACCCCCAAAAAGUGAAAGCACUGAAAGCUUGGAAACUGAAAGAGUGGCUCUACUCUCAGAAAUCAAAAAGCGGGACAAAGAACCAGUAAUAAAAGCAAAAAUGGAAAGAACCUUCUCCCAUAGACGACUAGAGAUUGUGGAACAGAGGCCGAUGAUCAAAGACUUCAUGAACAGAUGGCCUGCCCUUUUCAAGGAAAGUGAAUGUGAUGACAUCGACAUAAAGAGGGAGCAUACUCUUAAAAGCCUGGUGAUCUACUUUAAUGAAGAUCCAGACCUACUGUUCAAGGAGUAUCUGACCUCCUCCAAUGAGGAUGAACGGUUGAGAUCCACUGCAGCAGCUGUCACGGGUAUUUACAGCAUCAGAAGAGAAGGCGUUCAGGAGCCAGAGGAUGUGGGAGUUGUCAUUGAAGGUACUACAGUUAUGAACAACCUCGGUAGUGUCAUCAUGGCAUUCAUCGUCCUCUUUGGACUGAUUUAUGCACUUGAUCUAAGCUAUCCAAAUGACCACAAGCACACUUUCGAGUUUUGUCAGAAGAUUUUAAUGAAUCUGGAUGGACAAAGGUUCAGUACAAAGAUGCAGCAAAUGAAAAUGAAGAUGUUUGCUUAGGCAAACAAGGCCCCAGCACAAAAGUUGAUUUUGGCCUUUUUAUCUCUUUUGUUCAAACUGUGACCUUUUUUUCUUUUCUUUUUUUUUUUUUUGGAAAAAUUGAAGUUUUCUAUUUUUGUCUGCUGUUCGCUUGUGAGUGAUGUAACCUUUAAUCUAUACUAAUAUAGUUGGAUAAAAGGACUGUGGGAAUUUAGCUCAAAAAAAUUUAAUGCUUGUAACCAGCAUUUUCUUUUUAAUUGCUUUUGGGAUUUUCAAAGAGACAAAACAAAUGUUGACAACUUUGGUGUCUUCCAGUGUUUUAAAGUUGGUGUUCCCGUUCUUAUAAGCUUGUAAAAGUUUGAAUGUAAUUGGUUUUAGAGAAGUAAAGUUGAAUUUUUUUUUAUUAAAAUACUUCCCCUUUGGUAACAUAAAAAUGUUCUUAAUGAAAACCUUUUAUAUAUAUACAUUAUAUAUUUGUAUUUUAGUAUUGCUGGGUUGUUUAAAAUGUUCAGUGACUGGCAUACUAUGGUGUGAAUUGUAAUGUUUAGUAGGUUAUCAUUGUGAAUUUGCUGAAAACCUACCUGCAAGUGUCACUAUAAAUAUAUACAAUGAUUCUUAAGUGAAAUCUGAUUUUACAAAUUGCAGUUUGUUUUCAGUCUUGCCUAGUAAUACAAAGGUGUGUGCUAUUCAGAUUUGAUAUUCAUUUCAAAUGUAAGACAGCACUUUUUUGUGAGCACUGAUUUUGUUAAGGUUAAUUUGACCAUGUGAGAUGUUUAUUCACAAAGUAUUCUGCUUUUAAUUCAAGUGAAUAAAAUUGAGUUGAAAAAACAAAUUCAUUUUGUCAUUAUGUCAAUAAUUAAAUUUGUUUUCUGGUAAUUAAAAUAAUCAGUUA
Molecule: messenger RNA, 1890 nt
Organism: Oreochromis aureus
Lineage: Eukaryota; Metazoa; Chordata; Actinopteri; Cichliformes; Cichlidae
Exons: 3
Coding region: 54-1019 (321 amino acids)
Source: RefSeq, a predicted model, not a curated record